Molecule: messenger RNA, 2326 nt
Organism: Brachypodium distachyon (stiff brome)
Lineage: Eukaryota; Viridiplantae; Streptophyta; Magnoliopsida; Poales; Poaceae
Exons: 5
Coding region: 248-1981 (577 amino acids)
Biological process (GO): activation of GTPase activity
Molecular function (GO): GTPase activator activity
Source: RefSeq, a predicted model, not a curated record
GCUUUAUUGGCGUCACAUGCUCUCUCUCUCUCUCUCUGUCCAUUUUCCAAAAGCUUAGCGAGAGAGUUAAAGCGGAGGGGAAAAUCUAGAAGAUUAACCCACACUCUGUGGCCGCGUGGCGACGGCGUACGCCGCCGGCGAGAUCCUGGGGCGGCGGGGAUGGCGCCGGGGAGGCGGGGGUGGCGCUGGUGCUGGUAGUGACGGGCAGAGGCUGGGUGUGUGUGGAGGGGUAGGUGGGUGAGAGAACAUGAAGGCCCUGCGGCGAUCCAGCACCUCGACCUCUCCGUCGUCCUCGUCGUCCCCGACGGCAGCAUCCUCCCCGCCGUCGUCCUCGUCGUCGUGGAUCCACCUCCGGUCGCUCCUCGUCGCGGCCGCGUCGUCGAACUCCUCUUCGGCGGCGGGCGCGGGGAGCUCGGUGGCCGCCCUGGCGUCUGCUUCGACCGCGGCCGCCUCGUCUUCGUCCUCCCCCGCAUCGUCCUCGCCGCUCUCGGAUCGAGGUAGCAUUAAAUCUCCAUGGUCCCGAAGGAAAAGAAAACGAGUACUUUCUCGUCAACAGUGGGAUGGUCUGUUUUCAGUGAAUGGAAAACUUCGUGAUGGAGGAAAGAAGGUUCUAAAGAAAGUUCGUAGUGGGGGUAUCGAACCAGGCAUUCGGGCUGAAGUUUGGCCCUUCCUGCUAGGAGUAUAUGAUUUAAAUAGCUCUGAAGAGGAAAGGAAUGCAAUCAAGAUCAAGAAAAGGAAAGAGUAUGAAAAACUGAGGCGACAAUGCCAGCAAAUCUUGAAUGGGCACAGAGGAAGUGGACUGAAGUCAAUAAACGAAGCCAGUAACAAUGAGGAGUGUUCUGGCCUAGGAUCUAGCGCUGAAGAAUCUGAAUCACCUUGUUUCGAAGAUGUCAAUGUUGAGAAGGCUUCUGGGUCACUCGAGGAAAUGAAAUCUGAACAUGGUGAAGCCGAGCAACCAGAAAACGCUACAUGUGAUGAUGUUGUAGUAUCUAUAGAAGAAGACACAAGUGAGUUAAUUUAUGCGUAUCCAUGCACAGCAGAGUCAGAAUCUUCUGAUUCUGAAUCAUCGGAUGAAGAUGACUCUGGAAGGAUAUCUGUCUGUGCCGAGGAGAAUUGUGAUCCUGAUCCUAAAUUUGCACGGAGCACUUCAUUCAAGGCAGAUCUUUUUAGGUCUAGUAGAACGUCAGAGGACUUUACCACAUGGCAACGCAUUAUAAGGCUGGAUGCUAUCCGGGCAAACGCAGAAUGGAUUUCGUUCUCUCGUAACCAGGCUGAAGUCUCUAAAGAGAAAGCGUUACAGUCUGCAGCAUCUGUUGGGUUGAAAGAUUAUGACCAUUUAGAGCCCCGUAUGAUUUAUCAUGCUGCUCGAUUGGUUGGACUUCUUGAGGCAUAUGCAUUCUACGACCCUGAAAUUGGUUACUGCCAAGGUAUGAGUGAUCUCUUAUCACCAAUAAUUGCAGUGAUGGAUGAAGAUGAUGAAGCAUUUUGGUGCUUUGUGGGUUUCAUGAAGAAAGCCAGGCACAACUUCAGGCUUGAUGAGGUUGGAAUAAGGAGGCAGCUGAAGAUUGUGUCACAGAUUAUCAAGCGCAAGGACUCACACCUGUAUAGGCACCUUCAGAAGCUGCAGGCUGAGGACUGCUUCUUUGUGUACAGAAUGGUGGUGGUUCUCUUCAGGAGGGAGCUCACUUUCGAGCAGACUGUGUGCCUUUGGGAGGUUAUGUGGGCUGAUCAGGCGGCUAUACGAGCCGGGAUCGGGAGGUCCACAUGGGGAAGAAUAAGGCUGCGUGCUCCACCAACCGACGACUUGCUUCUUUAUGCCAUUGCAGCUUGUGUCCUGCAGAGGAGGAAACUAAUAAUCGAAAAGUACAGUAGCAUGGAUGAAAUAUUGCGAGAGUGCAACAGCAUGGCUGGGCAGCUAGAUGUCUGGAGGCUACUGGACGAUGCACAUGACCUGGUAGUUAACCUCCAUGACAAAAUAUGAUCUCGUGCAAGUGCUCUCUUGUUCUCGUGGUAGAGCCGUCUUGACAAUGUUUUGAGGCAUCUUCCUCUGUUAUCUGCUGUUCGUUCCCGGCGCAUGAACUCGCUUGUAGCUAUAGAGAAUGUUGUAAUCUAGAGCAAGGACUGAGUGUCCUCGCAUAUGAAGAAAGAGAGGCUGAAAUACUGCUUUGGUGCCCUGAGGCACUGAAAUACUGCUAUUCAUUGUUUAACCUGUUAUAGGCAACAACAGAGAGACAGAAUUUUCAAGGAUGUCAGUUCAUCUCGAAGCAUCUAUGAUGCUGAAGGUAUGGAGUAAUAACCAGUUGAGAGUAUGUUGAAAGUGUAUCCA